AGCGAGUCAAGCUGAGCCGAGUUGCGUAUCAAACGCUAUCAAAACCGGCCGCACGUCGAACGGCGCGCAAGUUACGGAUGAUGAGCCACCGGAAAUCACGUAUUGCGUGGUGGAGCACACGGGCACGCUCACGCUACAAGCGAUGACGCCGACUCUGCCGAUGCCGGCCGAGGAUGAGCUGAACAAAAUGUUUCUCGAGCUCGUCGACGAGCUCGACCUGACCCAGGCGAAUCGGCAGGCGGUUUUGGCACUUCCGGCCAACAAGAAGUGGCAGAUUUACUGCUCCCGGAAAGGUAAUGGAACUCUUGACAACGGUGGGCUGCGGACCACUGACCUCAGCGGCGAUCCCGAGGACUACAUCAACAGGUUGAAAACUAUAGCGAGUAGUCCUUUCCCGGAGGAAGGCGAGGAAGUGUCGAAUCAAAUGCGCCAAGUCGAAGCCCUGAAGACUGCCCUGAGGACACAGCCGCACAGCUUCGUUCUCAGAUUCAUCGAGUUGGAUGGCCUGAACGCUCUGCUGCAAGUGCUGGGCACGAUGGAUGCCGAGGCGGCCAACAGCAACCUCCACACCAGCGUCAUCGGUUGCCUGAAAGCCUUAAUGAACAAUUCGAACGGGAGAGCACACGUGUUGGCGCAUCCCACAGCGAUCAACACGAUAUCGCAGUCGCUGGCGACUGAGAACAUAAAGACAAAGAUCUCCGUGCUGGAGAUCCUCGGCGCUGUCUGCCUGGUGCCAGGCGGUCAUCGCAAGGUCCUCGAGGCCAUGUUGCACUUCCAGCAGUAUCAUUCCGAGAGAACGCGCUUCCAGUGUAUUAUCAACGACCUCGACAAGAACUUCGGCAUCUACAAGGACAAUCUGUCCCUGAAGACGGCGAUCAUGUCGUUCAUCAACGCAGUACUCAACUAUGGGCCCGGUCAGGUGACGCUCGAGUUCCGGCUGCAUCUGCGAUACGAGCUGCUGAUGCUCGGCAUACAGCCGAUUAUCGAAAAGCUGAGGAAGUACGAGAACGAGACGCUCGAUAGGCAUCUCGACUUCUUUGAGAUGGUACGUAACGAGGACGAGAAGGAGCUCGCCAGGAAAUUCGAGAAAGAACACGUGGAUACCAAAAGCGCGACCGCCAUGUUUGAUCUUCUGCGACGAAAACUCAGUCACACCGCCGCCUAUCCUCACCUUCUCAGUCUACUCGAGCAUUGUCUCCUGUUGCCACUGGACUAUGGCUCACACCCUCAACAUUGGCUGCUGUUCGACCGGAUCGUGCAGCAGAUUGUGCUGCAGUCCGAAAGCAAUGAGACGGGGUCUGUAAGAAACCCUGAUAUGGCACCGAUCGAGAUCAACGUGAAGGAGAUUGUCCACUUGCUUGCAAAGGAGGAGGAACUUGUGGCGGCGAGGAAGAAGGCCGAAGAGUUAGAGCGCGAAAACUCGGACAUGUCCACGAGGUUGGCGAAGAAGGAGCAGGAGUUAGAUCUGAGGACUCAGGAAAAAGAAGACAUGGAGGCAAGCCUGGCUAGGAUCAAGGAGCGCCUCGAGAAGGAGAUGUCGAUGCACAUAGAGACGAAGCAGAGAAUCUCCGAGUUGCAAGAUAACCUGGAGACAUUGUCGCGACAGAUUAACAAUGAGAAGUCCGAGAGGAAGCGUCUGGAACAGCUAGUGGCAUCGGGGAGUCUGCCGGACGACGCAAAGGCCACUUUAAAAAUCGUGGAAGACGAGGUGCUCGAGAAGGUUGAGACCAAGCCCACUCCGCCUCCGCCGCCGCCACCUCCAUUAGCACCUCCGCCACCUCCUUGUAUGAUGCCGGCGGCACCUCCGCCAAUGAAGGUGGAGAUAAUAAAGAACGUGCCGCAGCCGAGCAAUCCCCUAAAGUCAUUUAACUGGUCCAAGAUACCCGAGCAGAAGCUACAGGGCACGAUAUGGUCCGAGCUGGACGACACGAAGCUUUACAAUAUUAUGGAUCUCGAAUCCAUCGACAAAAUUUUCUGCGCUUAUCAGAAGAAUGGCGUAUCCACGGAGGGUUCGAUAGAAGAUUUGAGAACGUUAGGAAAGAAUAAGAAGACAAUGUCAGUGAUCGAUUCGAGGAGAGCGCAGAAUUGCACGAUACUGCUGUCGAAGCUAAAGAUGACUGAUAACGAGAUCACCAGGACGAUACUGUCGAUGGAUCAGCAAAACAUUUUGCACAUUGACAUGGUGGAACAAUUGCUGAAGUACAUACCAUCAUCGGAGGAAGCCGCUUUGUUGGACAUGCAUCAGAAGGAUUUGCAGAAUAGGGCCGAUUGCUUCCUGUAUCAGAUAUCGAAGGUGCCUCAUUAUGAGCAGAGGUUGCGAUCGCUGCACUACAAGAAGAAAUUUGCAGCCAGUAUCGCCGAAUUGACUCCGAGGAUGCGAGCGGUUCUAGAAGCGAGCCGGCAGGUAGCCAGAUCCCGAAGACUCAGGAAACUGCUGGAGUUGGUGUUGGCGUUGGGAAAUUAUGUGAAUCGCGGAAACGCACGGGGUAACGCGUGUGGCUUCCGGUUAGCUUCCUUGAAUCGUCUAGUCGACACGAAAUCCUCUUGCUCCAAGGGCACGACGUUGCUGCACUAUCUCGUGCAGAUCCUCGAGGCCAGAUUCAGAGAGGUCCUGGAGAUCGAGGAAGAUAUGCCGCAUGUUAGGACCGCCGCCAGAGUCAGUAUGGUCGAUCUGCAGAAGGAAGUGGCUAACUUAAAGAACGGAUUGCAAGAUGUUCAGAGGGAAAUAGAAUUCCAUCGAGGUCAAGCUCAAGUACUUCAGGGUGAUAUGUUCUUACCGGCAAUGAGGGACUUCCAGGCGCAAGCCACGUGUAGACUAGCCGAGGCGGAGGACUUGUUCCAAGACAUGAAGACCAGGUUUGAUCGAGCGGUUAGGCUAUUUGGUGAAGAUUCGGCCGGCGUCCAGCCAGACGAAUUCUUCGGUAUUUUUGAAAAUUUUUUGCAAGCUUUGGCCGAAGCAAGACAAGAUGUGGAGAACAUGAGGAAGAAGGUCGAAGAGGAAGAACGUAGAGCGAAACAAGAGCAAGAGCUACGAAAGAGAACGAUGGAGAGGAAAAACUCGCGAGAGGGUAUAUUGAACAGCAUCUCACUGAGUAAGAAGAACGAAGCUAAUGGCAAUGGGCAGAGCGAUAACAAGGGCGAAUUCGACGACCUGAUAUCCGCGUUGCGCACCGGCGAUGUGUUUGGCGAAGACAUCGCCAAGUUCAAGAGAUCGAAGCGGCGACCGGUCACACCUAGCGGGCAAGAGUCGCGCAGGCACAGCACUCAUCGUGAAGAUUCUCGAGAGCGUCAUUAAAACCCCUGAGAUGAAUGUCGAUUGAUACUGCCAAACGAAGCGGACGGGGAAGUUGUCACUUGGAUAUUACUUCGAAUUGAAAGGAAAAAAUAGCAAGUACGAUUGCCCUUCUAAGGGUUCAAACGCGAUAAGAGAGCUUUCAGCGCGAAUUUUCGGCACUGCGACAAGUGCACCUAAAUCUGCGUCCCUCCAUGUCGUUUGUAGGUGUCUCGUACAAAACAACUCGGCACUAUGGGAAGAGACGUUGACUCAAGAACGUGUUUCUGUAAGAAAACAUAUUUCUACCGACACGCGCGACAAUAUGAUGUGAAAAAUCGUAUACGAUUCGAAUAAUCGUAAAGAUUUGAUUGCGUAGUUAGACGAGAGUUCUUCGUUCCUAGAGAUUUUUUACAGUUCUCGGACGUAAAAAGCGCAAUACACAACAUUGUGAACAUUGUGAACUUUCGAAGAGGUUUUCCAUACGACGAGUUGAGCGUCGCUGUUAAAAUUAUUCGCCUACAGGAAUUUAAUAUAGCCUUAAUGUUGCGUAGUACUUUUCCAAAGGAUUUUUAUAAACAUAUUGUUGAGAUUCCACAUCAAAUAAACAGGAAAGAGAGGAAUUUUUUGGAUUUUUCCGCAUGUUUCUACGGACAUUUUAUAUGAGAAAGUACACACGCUUUAACGAGAAAAAGCUCGAUCGUGGAAUUGGCGUUGCGUUAGCGCUUCUGCGGAGAAGUUUCACAGUAAGCUCCCGACGGAUCUAUAGGUACAAGAGUUUCUCUUUGUGAUUGAGCAAUUUACAAUACAGUACAAUUACAAUUCGAUACGAGUGACUUAAUUUAUUUUCCAAACGUUUACAUCGGCGAUAAAGAGAUGACAGCAAAGCGCAGUGUUCAUUGCAAAACUUCUAAUGUGUUUCGAUAAAAAUCUGUGACGAUCAAGGAUGUCCUCACAGCGAAAGGACAACGAGAUCGGACGUAGCACAUGUAUGAAAUAAGAGAAAAAAAGAAAAUUCUCGCGAAUAUAAUCUCAGAGGUAUCUGUCGAUCAAAAGGAGGAUCAAAACUCGUAUUCGUUGUACGGUGAAUAAAGGUAGUCAAAAAAAGAGUAGUUGCGCAAUGUAAUUAAUCAACGCAUCGUAUGCGCGCAAUUAUCUCGAGGAAGUAAUUAUUCUUCAUCGCGUAACCUUGAUGGCAGGCGCAUAUCAAAUUAUUGAUAUUUUUAGGAGGACCGCACGCAAUAUGUGUGCGAGCCGACGGAGCUGCGAGCUCCGUCGGCUUGCGAUUUAUUUGUUAAGAGAGGAGGAUGUACGAGAUUGUACAUGAACAGCUAAAGAGAGCGAUAACAGUCACGGCGGUAUCGGCCGAACUGUGCGCGAGGCGAGUCUUACUUUGUACAUAUAGCCGCUAUUUUUGUCUAUUUCGUUGAUCGAGAUCAAGCUGUGAUCGGGAGCACAAUUGAACUUUGCUGGACCUCGACGACGUCGACGGUGACGGCGACGGCAACGGCGACGUCUCGCUCCGACGAUGAAGCGCGAUGAUUCGUCGGUGAGAGACGAGACGAGGCGUCUAUAAAGUUCCUGUUCGUGGCAUCGAAAUCAAAGCAGUGCAGACUAUAAAUUUGCGCAAACUUGUAACUUGUAUAAUUGAAGACAUAUUUAUUAAUCGUAGUAGUUGCGGGGAGAAACAAUUGUGAUGGUAGCUUUUUUAAUUGCGUUUCACCGGUGAGUGACCAUCCAGCCGUUAUUGGAAGAUUUGCUUAGAAUUUUAUGGACGUUUGGAAUUGUCGUCGAGAAUGCGAGAACAGCAUCGUUCGCGAGAGAAAUAAAUUUCUCGGCCGUCAUAGCGAGUACACAUCCGUCGACACUCAUAGACACGCGAAAAAGAAGGGCCUAGACAAGCAGUAACGAUUGGUUUACUGCUUCCAGAAAAUUACAAGUCUGAUUUUGUAUCUUAACAAAACCGAAAGAAAGAGAGAGAGGGAGAGAGAGAGAGAGAGAGAGAGAGAGAGAGAGAGAGAGAGAGAGAGAGAGAGAGAGAGAUAUGACUUGAGUAUGAUCUGAAACGAUUAGAAAAAGCAUGUUGCGCCGGCUCCGUGCCGCACCCGAGAAAUUAAGGCUAGUUUCCGAUGUGUAGAAAAAAAUCAAGAUAUACGGAAAGUGAUUAGAGAAAUUUGCUGUAUAGUAGUCGAUGUUUUGUAAGCUUUUGUACUUUUGUAAAUAUCUAAUAUAUCUAUGUGUUCUCGUUCCUGUGGAGCAAUGGCCAUUCUGCAAGAGAAUCAAUGUCCAAUUAAUAUAUUAUAAAUAAAUAUAUACAUAUAUAUAUAUAUAUAUACAUAUAUAUAUAUAUAUUUAUGCAUCGUCAAUAUAUCACACAUGUACUAAUACAUGAAGAAAUAUAUCAAAUAAAUGUAAGAUCUUAAUGACA
Molecule: messenger RNA, 5699 nt
Organism: Harpegnathos saltator (Jerdon's jumping ant)
Lineage: Eukaryota; Metazoa; Arthropoda; Insecta; Hymenoptera; Formicidae
Gene: DAAM
Product: disheveled-associated activator of morphogenesis-like protein
Exons: 11
Coding region: 143-3295 (1050 amino acids)
Biological process (GO): actin cytoskeleton organization; positive regulation of actin filament polymerization
Molecular function (GO): small GTPase binding; actin binding
Source: RefSeq, a predicted model, not a curated record